Molecule: messenger RNA, 3365 nt
Organism: Triticum aestivum (bread wheat)
Lineage: Eukaryota; Viridiplantae; Streptophyta; Magnoliopsida; Poales; Poaceae
Product: metal tolerance protein 2
Exons: 12
Coding region: 49-1557 (502 amino acids)
Biological process (GO): monoatomic cation transport; transmembrane transport
Cellular component (GO): membrane
Molecular function (GO): monoatomic cation transmembrane transporter activity
Source: RefSeq, a predicted model, not a curated record
AAAUAUUCUCAUCAGAGCACAAAGGCACUUCCUCCUCGCCUUGCGCGAAUGGGCCUCCGCUUCGCCCACCUCGCCGGCGGGGUCGCCCGAGCCGCGAUCUCUCGCCGUGGGCCACACCUCUCCCCAGCGUGCGCCCGCCGCGUGCUCGCCCCUCUCGCCUCGCCGGGUGAGCCAAGCGGCGGCAACUGGCUCGUCCCUUCCCGCGGCCACGGUGGCCACUCCAACCACCACGGCGAGGAAAGCGUCGAGGCAUCUGAGAAGAUCUUCCGCUUGGGCCUCGCUGCUGACGUCGUCCUCACCGUAGGGAAAGCCAUCACCGGUUACCUCUCCGGCAGCACGGCCAUCACCGCCGACGCCGCUCACUCCCUCUCUGACAUCGUGCUGAGCGGUGUGGCUCUGCUGUCGUACAAGGCGGCCAAGGUUCCUAGAGACAAGGAUCAUCCGUAUGGUCAUGGAAAGUUCGAGAGUUUAGGAGCUCUUGGAAUUUCAAGUAUGCUGUUGAUUACUGCAGGUGGGAUUGCCUGGCAUUCUUUUGAAGUUCUUCAGGGAGUUAUGUCUUCUGCUCCUGAUAUAAUUGGCAGCACAUCGCACAUGAAUCACAACCAUGGUAGUGGUGGGCAUAAUCAUGCAAUAGAUUUGGAACAUCCAGUCCUUGCAUUGAGUAUGACAACCUUAGCAAUAUCUAUCAAAGAAGGGCUCUAUUGGAUUACGAAAAGAGCUGGGGAGAAGGAAGGGAGUGGGCUGAUGAAAGCUAACGCAUGGCACCAUCGUGCGGAUGCUAUUUCAUCUGUUGUUGCCCUAGUAGGGGUAGGUGGCUCCAUUGUUGGAUUACCUUAUCUUGAUCCACUAGCUGGCCUUGUUGUCUCAGGCAUGAUUCUUAAAGCUGGUGUUCAGACAGGAUACGAGAGUACACUAGAGCUUGUUGAUGCAGCUGUUGAUCCAUCGCUUCUAGAACCAAUCAAGGAAACAAUUGUGAAGGCUGAUGGUGUAAAGGGGUGCCAUCGGUUGAGGGGAAGGAAAGCUGGGACCUCCUUGUAUCUUGAUGUGCAUAUCGAGGUAUAUCCUUUCUUGAGUGUCAGUGCAGCACAUGAUAUCGGGGAAACUGUCCGUCAUCAUAUACAGAAGACGCAUAGUCAAGUUGCCGAAGUUUUCAUACACAUAGACCCCUCAUAUUCAAUGGGUGCUAACGUGGACAAGAAAAGGAUUUUGGAGAACUUGGAGAGAAGAAAUUCAGACGUUAUUCCACGUCAACGAAGUGCAGAAGCUAUUGUGUCCGAUAUAAUUUCCUCCCAUUUUCCAAAGAAAAUGUGUCUUGAACAUCUGAUGCUGCAUUACUUACAAGGACGGGUGUUGCUUCAGGUCCAAGUUUCAAUGUCUCCAGAAAUUUUGAUUCGGGAUGCGAUGGACAUCGCAAAAAAAGCCGAGGAGGAGAUCAUGAAGGCUGACGCCAGCAUAUGUCAAGUCAGCGUACAGCUGAGAUUGGGGCAACAAAUUGAGCAACUUCAGCUGGCCGCAAGCAAAAGCGGAGCAAACGAUCGACAUGCAGAAAAGCAGUAGAACGGGGCGCAUAUCCUGCGCAGUGCAGCCAUGCUGGCUCAGUCAGCUGGGAUGGUAAUUUUGCUAAUCUUUCUGACAUGCAUCAAUUGCAGUUGCUGCUGUUGCUGCUGAGGCAGUGGACUAGGACAGCCCCUGUACAUUGUGUCUUGUUCUGAGAUAUCAGAAGAAAUGGAAUAAUGUCGAAACAGGCUCUCACUCCGCUUUAUAACCAACUAGCACACAUGCCCGUGUGUUGCAACGGGGAAAUAAAUAAAUGUGUCCAUCAAAACGCCCAUCGGUGGCAUGACAACAUUCUGGGAGGCAGGUAGGAGCAUGCUGAGGUGUAGAAGAAAUACAUAUUAAUGUCAUGCCCACUGAAUGAGUAGGAAUGUUGCAUGGUCAUUCUUUUUUAAUCAUUGCAUGCAAAAUUUAAUGCAUCUUACUCCCUCUGUUCCGAAAUAUAAGUCUUUUUAGAGAUUUCAAAUGGACUACCACAUACGGAUGUAUAUAGACACAUUUUAGAGUGUAGAUUUAUUCAUUUUGCUCCGUAUGUAGUCACCUAUUGAAAUCUCUAGAAAGACCUAUAUUUAGGAACAGAGGGAGUAUAAUCUAAACAGAUGAGUGAAAGAAAUAAAAGUAGGACUAACGAACAAAAAGGAUAAUGAGAUAGGGUUAACAAACCGGAAUGAGGAAGAGUAUGUAUGUAUCAUACCCCACACUUAUGUUCAAAAAAAAGAUAUGUUCAAAAUAAAAAGAAGCACUGCCCCGCUGCCCUCUGCUCUCUCCUAGCACUUGUGACUCCCCAACGCUUGCUCUCCUCUUCUACUUGGUCGGCUUGUCCGAUCAGAGUAGGAGGGAAGAGGGGCUCGGCGCCUAAGACAAAGAUGAAAUUGAAUAUAUGUUGAUUAUUUCUAUGACCCGAGAGAAAUAUCUAUCUUUGUCUAAAUCCCUUCUCUAGCCUUGUAUUUCUUCUCUUCAAGUUUGCGCCUAAGACAAAGAUGAAAUUGAAUAUAUGUUGAUUAUUUCUAUGACCCGAGAGAAAUAACUAUCUUUGUCUAAAUCCCUUCUCUAGCCUUGUAUUUCUUCUCUUCAAGUUUCAUUUUUUUACGCAAAAGUUUCUGUUUAAUUGAAAAGGAAGAGAGGGAGCCCAUCAGCCAGCGCAGCCCCAACAUCAUCGGGCCCAACCUAACUUUCCAUUUCCAGGUCGGCCACCUACUCCCGUUAACCCUAGCAGUCAGGGAGACCGAUCCCCGCAAUUGCCCCAUCGAUCCCCUCGUCUCCCUCCAGCGCUGCCCCACGCCGGCCUCGACCCUCACCUUCCUCCGCACCGCCGGUGACUGCAGCCACCGACGGGAAGCCAAGCAGAUGAGCACGCCCCCCUGCCCGUUCUCCCCUCCCCCUCUCCUUACUCCUUCUCACUUCUUCUCUCAGCAGGAGCCCGCCAUGGACGCCCCUGCCUCGCACUACCCACCGGAUCUGGUUCUCCAUGUCGAGAUCCGCCCGUUCCCGACCUCCACUCGCCCGCUCGCCAACCGCCAGAACCCCAAGUCCCGCCAGCCGCCAGGAGCUCGGGUUCAAGCCGCGACGACUGCCUCCUCCGCACAGCACCCCGUGCGCCCAAAUCCUCCUCCUCCUCUGGUUUUAUGAGACCUUGAGCAUUGUUUUCGCCACCAUUCCCUUCUUUUAUCGAUUCGUGUAUGCCUCAUCCUCCUGACCUCUGCUUGCAGAUUAGUUUGGUCGCUUGUUGAAAUCAUUAGUUUGUACGUACUAGUAAGCAUGCAAGUGCAACACGCACGUCUCGACUAAUAUUAUAUUCUUUGGCAAGAAUC